AUCUGUAUUUGGAAAGAGAGGAUCAUUCAAAAAAAGGCGAGAGUAGAAAGAGCCAAAGAGCGUCGUUCCUUCUUCCCAAGUGCUUACUAGUAAAACACAACCAAGCUAAAUUCAGCGGUAAGGAUUUUUGGGGGCAUUUUCAAAAUUUUUCCAGAAAUUCAACUCAAUUUCUCACUCGCUAGGACGAAAGGAGUAUAUUGUAACAUCAGAUUUGAUCCAAUGUGGAAUCUCGUUGAUGGAGAUACAACAAACUUCAUGAUAAAAGAGAACUUGUGGCUUGGGAACUGUGAAAUCUGAGAAGAUUAAUUUGGUUGAGUACAUGCAAAGAAGAGCAGGCCAAAUUAAUGAAGGAAAAAGGCUUACACCAUUUUGGGCCGGAUAGACUAUCCAAAGUUUGAUGCUUGUUCUAUGUAGCUCUCUAGCCAGUCACAAGGCUCCCAUCCUUAAAACGUUACAAUAUAUAUAUUCUUGGAUCUUGAUAUCCCUAAUUUUUCUCACCAAAACAUUUGCUCCAAGUUCAAGCUGCAAUUUGAGAUUGUGCCAUUAUUGAAUUGACUGGACAGAUAUAUAUAGGACAUGUCUACUGACACUGCAAAGGAAAAUGCCUCCAUUGUUGAUUCUUCUGUAUCCCGGAAGCAUGAUGCCAAGAAUUUGGAAGAACCAGACAGUUCCAGCUGUAGAGCAAAUGAGGAGAGAGACCCACCUAGGACAGAAGAUAAGGGGCACAGUGCUUUGAUGAACAAUUCAGAUAUGGUUUUAAAAGAUACGAAGUACUUUAUCAUUAAGAGCUUGAAUCAUGAAAAUAUCCAACUCUCAGUUGAAAAGGGAAUCUGGGCUACCCAACUCAUGAAUGAGCCCGUACUGGAAGAAGCUUUUCAUAAAUGUCGUAAAGUAAUUCUGAUAUAUAGUGUUAAUUCAAGCGGAUUCUUCCAAGGGUAUGCACAGAUGAUGUCUUCUGUUGGCCGGAGGCGGGAGAAUGUUUGGACACAAGGAACUGGUGCUAAUAAUCCAUGGGGGCGCAGUUUCAGAGUCAAAUGGUUGCGUUUAAGUAAUUUGCCAUUCCACAAAACUAUCCAUCUGAAAAAUCCACUGAAUGAAUACAAACCUGUCAAAAUAAGCAGAGAUUGCCAGGAGGUACCUCCAGAAAUUGGGGAAGCACUUUGUCAACUUAUUGAUAGAGAACCUGAAGAGGACCCAAGUCUGAAAAGGGACGCAUUUGUUGUGAGGAGGCCUGGUGUGGAAUCUGGAUAUUGUUUUCCUGAAGAGGGGUAUGUUGCUCCUUCUAUGGAUAUGACUUGGACCACAAAAUCCAUGCUCUACUCAUCUUAUCUAUAUCAAUAUCAUACUGAAGCAAGUGGGUCCCUUAUCGCACACCAUGAACCUGUUGGAUUAUAUCCUCCCAAGAGUCUGCCUAUCUCAGGAAGUAAAGGUUCACUGACUAGGCAAGCCCAUUGUAAAGGAAGUGCUUUAGACUCACCAGCUGAUCACAAAGUUUCUUCUCAAGUUGAUGGCAUGCGGAUGUCUGGUGAAAUGAGUCCUCUGUGUAGUACUCUUUCUGAAGAUGAGUUUCUUGAAAUGUCUUAUGAAGAAUAUCUGGAGGCUCAUACUAGAAGCAUCAAGCAGGCUGGCAGAAUAUCACAUGGAAAAGAAGAUUCAUCGAGUAAAGAGCGUGAUCUUGAUGACUUACAAAGUCACAGUGAACAUGGCAGUUCUCGCAAAAGGUCUCGUCGUUGAUCUUCCUGUAUCUUUAUCUUUGGUGCCAAAGGAGGGUGAAUUUGCAAAAUCAGUCUGGUGUCAAGUUGCUGGCUUCGUGGUGAUACUUGUCUAUCAAGAUUUUCGAAGCAUAUACAGGAUUAUUAUGAGUUUUCUCCAGAACAUAGAAUUUAUAUUUCUUGUGCCUUUGUUCUGGCUGUAACAUAUUUAUGUAACUAUAUAUAGCACAUUGGUUGUAGGAUUAGAACCAAGUUGUACAGGAAAACAGCAUUUAUUCACCCCUGCUGGUUUUUUGGUGGAUAGGGUUUUGGGAUAGGAAAAAAUAGGUAUUGGCUAUAUAGCUUCAUUGAAUUCAUUUAAGCUGACAAAACCCUUCAUUUUUAGUGAAUUAGAGAACAAUAUUGGGGAUUCGAAAUCCUAGAGGUGUAAUUGUCAAUUGCCAGCUUUUAAGAUGCUAGUGAGUAGUGAGAUAAUUUAGGAGACUUCUCUCUCAAAACUACAAUAUAUUCUGAUGGAUCUAAUAAACUAGUCUUCAUAAAGAAUUGAACCUUUGUCUGGAGUCUGAUCCCUUGAAGAACAUAAGGCCCUUUAUGACUUGGGUGGAAUUACUUAAUUUUUUUUUUUUUUUUUUUUUUUUUUUUUUUUUUUUUGUGGAAAUCAGAAUUACUUAACUAAUUGUAGUCAGUCAUCUUGAAAAUGAAGACACUCAGAUUUGUGAGAAGAAAGAAUUUGACUAUUUAGGUUGAGACUGUAAAUUAUUGUAAUAUUGGAUAAAGCUUUUUGUUUUUC
Molecule: messenger RNA, 2502 nt
Organism: Chenopodium quinoa (quinoa)
Lineage: Eukaryota; Viridiplantae; Streptophyta; Magnoliopsida; Caryophyllales; Amaranthaceae
Exons: 11
Coding region: 577-1734 (385 amino acids)
Biological process (GO): regulation of mRNA splicing, via spliceosome; mRNA splicing, via spliceosome
Cellular component (GO): nucleoplasm
Molecular function (GO): mRNA binding; N6-methyladenosine-containing RNA reader activity
Source: RefSeq, a predicted model, not a curated record